Chlorocebus sabaeus (green monkey) is the source of this 4900-nucleotide messenger RNA. RefSeq names its product hepatocyte growth factor (gene HGF). Gene Ontology annotation, biological process: positive regulation of protein phosphorylation; proteolysis; negative regulation of apoptotic process. NCBI's taxonomy places the organism in Eukaryota, Metazoa, Chordata, Mammalia, Primates, Cercopithecidae. Gene Ontology annotation, molecular function: serine-type endopeptidase activity; signaling receptor binding. The record is from RefSeq and is a predicted model, not a curated record.
GCACAUUUGGCUAAAAGACAGCUCUUCGCUUUCUUCUUAUGCUGCUUCCCCUUCCUCUUUUCCCAAAUAGAUAUAUAAACACAUGUAUUUUCCUGUUUAAAUUGAGCGAAUGGUCCUCUGCUUGUGCCUUGAUUUAGCUAUUGGGCUCAGCCUUGCUCCUCCCUGCCUUACUCGGAUAGGAGCCACUGGGAUCUGGAGCUCCAGCUUCCAAAUUGAAGCUGGCCUCAGGCCAGGUGACCUUUUCUUUGCAUCUCCUCCAGAGGGAUCCGCCAGCCCGUCCAGCAGCACCAUGUGGGUGACCAAACUCCUGCCAGCCCUGCUGCUGCAGCAUAUCCUCCUGCAUCUCCUCCUGGUCCCCAUCGCCAUCCCCUAUGCAGAGGGACAUAAGAAAAGAAGAAAUACAAUUCAUGAAUUCAAAAAAUCAGCAAAGACUACCCUAAUCAAAAUAGAUCCAGCACUGAAGAUAAAAACCAAAAAAGUGAAUACUGCAGACCAAUGUGCUAAUAGAUGUACUAGGAAUAAUGGACUUCCAUUCACUUGCAAGGCCUUUGUUUUUGAUAAAGCGAGAAAACAAUGCCUGUGGUUCCCCUUCAAUAGCAUGUCAAGUGGAGUGAAGAAAGAAUUUGGCCAUGAAUUUGACCUCUAUGAAAACAAAGACUACAUUAGAAACUGCAUCAUUGGUAAAGGACGCAGCUACAAGGGAACAGUAUCUAUCACUAAGAGUGGCAUCAAAUGUCAGCCCUGGAGUUCCAUGAUACCACACGAACACAGCUUUUUGCCUUCGAGCUAUCGGGGUAAAGACCUACAGGAAAACUACUGUCGAAAUCCUCGAGGGGAAGAAGGGGGACCCUGGUGUUUCACAAGCAAUCCAGAGGUACGCUACGAAGUCUGUGACAUUCCUCAGUGUUCAGAAGUUGAAUGCAUGACCUGCAAUGGGGAGAGUUAUCGAGGUCUCAUGGAUCAUACAGAAUCAGGCAAGAUUUGUCAGCGCUGGGAUCAUCAGACACCACACCGGCACCAAUUCUUGCCUGAAAGAUAUCCCGACAAGGGCUUUGAUGAUAAUUAUUGCCGCAAUCCCGAUGGCCAGCCGAGGCCAUGGUGCUAUACUCUUGACCCUCACACCCGCUGGGAGUACUGUGCAAUUAAAACAUGCGCUGACAAUACUGUAAAUGAUACUGAUGUUCCUAUGGAAACAACUGAAUGCAUCCAAGGUCAAGGAGAAGGCUACAGGGGCACUGCCAAUACCAUUUGGAAUGGAAUUCCAUGUCAGCGUUGGGAUUCUCAGUAUCCUCACAAGCAUGACAUGACUCCUGAAAAUUUCAAGUGCAAGGACCUACGAGAAAAUUACUGCCGAAAUCCAGAUGGGUCUGAAUCACCCUGGUGUUUUACCACUGAUCCAAACAUCCGAGUUGGUUACUGCUCCCAAAUUCCAAACUGUGAUAUGUCAAAUGGACAAGAUUGUUAUCGUGGGAAUGGCAAAAAUUAUAUGGGCAACUUAUCCCAAACAAGAUCUGGACUAACAUGUUCAAUGUGGAACAAGAACAUGGAAGACUUACACCGUCAUAUCUUCUGGGAACCAGAUGCAAGUAAGUUGAAUGAGAAUUACUGCCGAAAUCCAGAUGAUGAUGCUCAUGGACCCUGGUGCUACACGGGAAAUCCACUCAUUCCUUGGGAUUAUUGCCCUAUUUCUCGUUGUGAAGGUGAUACCACACCUACAAUAGUCAAUUUAGACCAUCCUGUAAUAUCUUGCGCCAAAACGAAACAACUGCGAGUUGUAAAUGGGAUUCCAACACGAACAAAUGUAGGAUGGAUGGUUAGUUUGAGAUACAGAAAUAAACAUAUCUGCGGAGGAUCAUUGAUAAAGGAAAGUUGGGUUCUUACUGCGCGACAGUGUUUCCCUUCUCGAGACUUGAAAGAUUAUGAAGCUUGGCUUGGAAUUCAUGAUGUCCAUGGAAGAGGAGAUGAGAAACGCAAACAGGUUCUCAAUGUUUCCCAGCUGGUAUAUGGCCCUGAAGGAUCAGAUCUGGUUUUAAUGAAGCUUGCCAGGCCUGCUGUCCUGGAUGAUUUUGUUAGUACAAUUGAUUUACCUAAUUAUGGAUGCACAAUUCCUGAAAAGACCAGUUGCAGUGUUUAUGGCUGGGGCUACACUGGAUUGAUCAACUAUGACGGUCUAUUACGAGUGGCACAUCUCUAUAUAAUGGGAAAUGAGAAAUGCAGCCAGCAUCACCGAGGGAAGGUGACUCUGAAUGAGUCUGAAAUAUGUGCUGGGGCUGAGAAGAUUGGAUCAGGACCGUGUGAGGGGGAUUAUGGUGGCCCACUUGUUUGUGAGCAACAUAAAAUGAGAAUGGUUCUUGGUGUCAUUGUUCCCGGCCGUGGAUGCGCCAUUCCAAAUCGUCCUGGUAUUUUUGUCCGAGUAGCAUAUUAUGCAAAAUGGAUACACAAAAUUAUUUUAACGUAUAAGGUACCACAGUCAUAGCUGAAGUAAGUGUGUCUGAAGCACCCACCAAUACAACUGUCUUUUACAUGAAGAUUUCAGAGAAUGUGGAAUUAAAAAUAUCACUUACAACAAUCCUAAGACAACUACUGGAGAGUCAUGUUUGUUAAAAUUCUCAUUAAUGUUUAUGGGUGUUUUCUGUUGUUUUGUUUGUCAGUGUUAUUUUGUCAAUGUUGAAGUGAAUUAAGGUACAUGCAAGUGUAGUAACAUAUCUCCUGAAGAUACUUGAAUGGAUUAAAAAAACACACAGGUAUAAUUGCUGGAUAAAGAUUUCGUGGGAAAAAAAUCAAUUAAUCUCUCUAAGCUGCUUUCUGAGGUUGGUUUCUUAAUAAUGAGUAAACCAUAAAUUAAAUGUUAUUUUAACCUCACCGAAACAAUUUAUACCUUGUGUCCUUAAAUUGUAGCCCUAUAUUAAAUUAUAUUACAUUUCAUAUGCUAUAUGUUAUAGUUCAUUCAUUUCUCUUCACCAUGUAUCCUGCAAUACUGGUACACAAACACACUUUUUACAAAACCACAUACCCAUGUACACAUGCCUAGGUACACAUGUACAUGCACUACAGUUUAAAUUAUGAUGUACCUAAUGUAACCUCUAAAUAUUUUAGAAGUAUGUACCUAUAGUUUUACCUCAAAAAAAUAGAAAUCUCUAAAGACCAGUAGAAAUAUUAAAAAAUGAUGCAAAAUCAAAAUGAGUGGCUAAUUCUCCAUACGUAAUCUGCAGAUGAUCUUCUUUGGUUGACAUUUUACAUGUGGCCAUCACCCCGGGUUAAAUAACACCUAAUCUAGGUGUUUACAUGUAUUCAAUAUCCUAGUUUGUUUUAUGUAGUUUCUAAUUCUUAAAGGAAAGAGGGUAAUAAUUCUAUUUGUGUAAUUUGUUUCCUCCAAACUUAAGGCCACUUAUUUACACAAGAUAUUUGUAUGUCUGCUUUCCUAAAGCAUUUCUUCAGUGCUCAGAUCAGUGUCUAAUUGAAGAAGAUUAAAACUGCUUUGGUCAUUAAAAACGUAUUUAAAUAGGUUAAUUCUAAGACUUGCUGCUGUGAUUGACUUCUAGCUCACUGCCUUUAAAUUUUAAAAACUUUAAGAGGAAAAUUUUCAUGUCUCCAAAGUUUUAUAAAUACCCUUCAUCAAGUCAUGCAUUAAAGUAUAUAUUAGAGAAAAAAAUAAAAACACUUUUCUCAACCUGGAAGAUUUUAGCCUAAUAAAAUUUUUUUGAAGUAAAAGAAAACUUGUAAAAGGAAAGAAACUAGUUUGUCUAAACUCUGUAUUCAUUUUUUUUUUUUUUUUGAAGUACAGUGGAAUCUGUUGAAUCAGAUAUUUUAUCAAGAUAUCAUUAUUUUUUCUUAUUUCAUUUUACAAAGAUCACUCCCAAUGCCAUAUGUAAUAGACAUUUAAAUUCCGUGUUCUGUAUAACAGCCAAAUGAUCAUAUUUAUCAUUGUAUUUGUCAUGUUUAGCUAAAAAUCAUGUAUUGUUGAGAAAUAGAAUAACAAAAAGUAAUAGGAUAGGCUUUGAAUUUUUGCAAAAAAAUCUUCCUGUACAAAACAUCUUUAAAAAUAAUUUUUUGAGUGGUGUGAAUCCAGUAUUCCCAUUUCUCUGACUUAGUUUUCUUGAGUGAUUUUUAUCAAGGCUAAGUCCCCAAAUGAUUCCCUAACAGCUCUUUAGAAUACCGUUUAAUCUGGACUAAAAUGGUUUUAAGUUUAUGGAGAGUUUAGUCCACAGAACUAACUGGACUUCUGGCGGCAAGUCCAGAAAUGCUUAUACAAAAUUUUUUUUCAUAAUAAGAUAUGUGCUGGUAUCAAGGAAUUUAAAGUGGAAGCAAAAAGACAUCCAACUAGUUACUAGUCUCCAUCAUCUUAUCUGAUUGUAUUUCUCUUUUCCUUAUAUAAUACACCAUUUUCGUAAGAACACCUAGAAAUUUCAAGAGUAUAUUGCCAAAAUAUAAAGUAUAUUUCAUAGUUUCUUCUGGCUGAACCAGUGAAAUUUUAUUGUUGCAUAUUAAUGAUAUUUUUUAAACUUUUAUUAAAAUUGUCAUACUUUUAAAUACUCACAUUUUAAAAAUACUUCUUUUAUGACUCUUCCUCUAAAUUUCCUGCAAAUACAGAUAAAGAUUAGCUAGAUACAAGAUGCAGCUAAGUAUUUAGACAUUUUGAGCCCAGUAUUUUUCAUUAUAUUAAAGACUAAAAACAAUACCACCAAUAAAUCAUCAAACAAACUGUACAAAAUAAUUCUGUCUUUGGGAGGCUCCUUUUGUGAUAGAGGGACAUGGGUGGAAUUGACAAUGAAAGUUAGAUGAACAAGGUCCAUGUUAUUUUAGGUAGUAGAACAGGGUAGAGUCAUGUCAUUAUUUGCGGGCGGAAGAUACUAUUUACCACGUGUUCUUUGCUGAAUAAAUUAUUAAACAUUUUUAAAAA